This is a messenger RNA of Glycine soja, 2357 nucleotides long. RefSeq names its product tonoplast dicarboxylate transporter-like. The transcript is spliced from 6 exons. The coding region runs from base 388 to 1998 and encodes 536 amino acids. NCBI's taxonomy places the organism in Eukaryota, Viridiplantae, Streptophyta, Magnoliopsida, Fabales, Fabaceae. Gene Ontology annotation, biological process: monoatomic anion transmembrane transport. The record is from RefSeq and is a predicted model, not a curated record. Gene Ontology annotation, cellular component: membrane. Gene Ontology annotation, molecular function: transmembrane transporter activity.
AAUCUCAAUUUAAGAUUUAAGAUUUAUGAGUAAAAUGCUCUCUCGCAAUUUAGAAUCUCGCACCAACCACUUUCACAUGCUUAACAAGUUAAGAUUUGCCAUAAAGUCUUGACUUCAAAACUCGAACAACUCAUACAACACGAGCCACGUCAGCCAAAAGCAUCCUAAUCAGACCUAGGUUGUAGCAACGAGUAACCGUAAUUCUAACACUAAUCUCAUUUGUUCCCAUCCAAAUAAUAAUAAAAAAAAAGGAAGCAAAUUUGCCCACUAAUUCUGAAAAGUCCAAUAUUCAAUAAUAAAAGCCCUCACGCAUAACUUCAUCUCUUUCACAAAAACCGUCUCCCGCAAACUCAUUCUCUCUGCGACAGGAUUUUUGUUCUCUCCAAGAUGGUCGGAGAACACAGUACGACGUCACCAGCCUCCGGUGAUCACAAAAUACCACUUCUUCCCGUUCACGAGCCAGUGGAAGGAACACAUACAAACAUCUCCUUCAGCACCAAAUCGAUUCUAACACUACAAAACUUCUACGUGAUUCUGGGACCUAUGCUGUCUCUUUUCAUAUGCCUCUUCGUGAAACUCGACGCGCCACCCACCAGCCAGAAAAUGCUUGGUGUGAUUGCUUGGGUCUUCUCUUGGUGGGUGACGCAGGCCGUGCCACUUCCCGUCACCUCCAUGUGUCCUCUGUUUCUGUUCCCAAUUUUUGGGAUAGCUUCAGCUGAUAGCGUGGCGCACUCUUACAUGGACGACGUCAUCACCCUCGUUUUGGGAAGCUUCAUUCUCGCUCUCGCCGUCGAACGCUACAACGUUCACCGGAGAUUGGCCUUGAAUGUAACACUGCUGUUUUGUGGCGACCCGGUGAAUCCAGCGCUGUUACUGUUAGGGCUAUGCGCGACAAUAUUCUUCGUGAGCAUGUGGCUGCACAACGUGGCGACGGCGGUGAUGAUGAUGCCGGUGGCGACGGGGAUCGUGCAGCGGCUGCCGCAGGCGCACGAGCAGUCGGAGGCGGUGAACAAAUUCUGCCGCGCGGUGAUUCUCACGGUGGUUUACGCCACGCCCAUCGGUGGAAUAAGCACUCUAACGGGAACGGGUGUGAACUUGAUAAUAAUCGGAAUGUGGAAGAGCCUCUUCCCUGAGGCAAAGCCAAUAAGCUUCAACACGUGGUUCUUCUACGGUUUCCCUGUGGCUGUUCUCAUCCUCAUUUGUUAUUGGUGCAUCAUUUGCCUCCUCUAUGUGCCCAAAGGUUCGGCUCGGGCUUUGUCUGCUUACUUGGAUAGAGCUCACUUGAAGAGAGACCUCGAAGCUCUCGGUCCCAUGGCUUUUGCCGAGAAGAUGGUGUUGUCUGUGUUUGGGUUGCUGAUCAUACUUUGGAUGACAAGAAGAAUAACAGAUGACAUUCCUGGAUGGGGAUCUUUAUUCCAUGACCUUGUUGGAGAUGGAAGUGUCAGUAUUAUGGUGGCUGUUUUAUUGUUCAUAAUCCCAAACAUGAAGCAAGAGGGGGAGAAGCUAAUGAGCUGGAAUGACUGCAAAAAGCUACCUUGGAACCUCAUUUUGCUUCUAGGAGCUGGUUUUGCCAUAGCUGAUGGAGUACAAUCUAGUGGCCUGGCAGAUGUGUUAUCAAGAGCCUUGGAUUUCUUGGAAGAUGCUCCAUACUUGGCAAUUGUUCCUGCUGUUAGUCUAAUAUGUAGUAUUAUCACUGAGUUCAUCACCUCUAAUGAUGCUACUGCCACCCUUCUAGUCCCACUUCUUUAUCACAUAGCAAGAACAAUGCAUGUGCACCCUCUUCUUCUUAUGGUCCCUGGAGGAAUAGCAACCGAGUUUGCUUUCUGGCUUCCAACUUCUACACCAUCAAAUGUAGUUGGCUUUGCCACUGGACACAUAGAAAUUAAAGACAUGCUCAAAGUUGGCGUGCCACUCAAGGUUGUUGGGAUUGUUGUGUUAUCUCUUCUCAUGCCAUCACUAGGAACUAUUGUUUUUGGAACAAACAAUGAUACUCAAUAAGGGACAUUGACCAAGGAAAACUCUCGUUGGUUUGGAAAUUGAUUGAUUUCUUCUCCAAAUUGCAGAAUCUUGUUUGUCUAGGAGGUUAAUGAAAAUUUAAAUGUGCAGGGCCUUCUGCUAUAUUUAGGUAAUGGGGAAUACCCUGUGUAGAUAUCAACAGGGCAAAGGAGAAGGAGAGAAAGAUCUCCAUCUCUUUCUUUCUUGCUUCUAUUUUGUAUUUCUUUGUUAAUUUGUUUAUAAGUUUUUUACAGGGUUAUAUUAUAUAGAUACAAUUAUUAAGUAUAGGAUGAAUUUCCAGCUGUUGUAAAUCUUUAAACCAGUAAUAGAUGAACGGAAUUGAUUUUUUUUAUUGUGUAAAA